AUGCUUCCCUCAUGUACGCGAUGUUCGCUGCCAGCGACCAUCCGUACUGUUCUCAAGUCGGCGUCUGGGCUGACUGCGUCGGAUCCUGCGUCGGAUCCUGCGUCAAUGUCCACGCUUAAGGGUUGGAUCAAGUCCAUCCGAGGACACAAAAACGUCUCUUUUAUCAGUAUCUCUGAUGGCUCGACAUACGAACCCCUUCAGGCCGUCUACAGAGGCGUUUUGGGCCCCGAGUACUCCAUCGGAGCCAGCGUCCAGCUCACUGGCAAGCUCCAACCGAGUCGUGGUCGUCAAGAGGUAGAAUUUCUCAUCUCCAAGUCGUCCGUCCUUGGCCCCUGUGACACCAUGGAAUACCCCAUUCAAAAGAAGAAUCUCCCAACCAAGGUUCUUCGGGAUCAUGCCCAUUUACGCUUUCGAACGACUCAAACGACCGCAUUGAUGCAUCUCCGGGAUGGGAUAUUGCGCGACUGGCACGAUUGGUUCGAAUCCAACGCCUUUACUUAUAUUCACACGCCCGUUCUCACGUCUUCCGACUGUGAAGGAGCUGGCGAGACAUUUUCCCUCUCGUCAAACGUCUUCCCUGACCGUGUCAACCUCACCGUCUCCUCCCAACUCCAUCUCGAAGCCCCGACGCACGCCGUGUCCCGAACCUAUACGCUUUCACCUUGUUUCCGGGCUGAACCCAGUGCGACUCCUCGACACCUCGCCGAAUUCUAUAUGCUCGAAGGCGAGGUGGUGGUGGAUACGCUGGACGGACUGAUGGAUGUCGUGGAGGAUGGGAUCAAGUCGACAUUAAAGUCAAUGCUCAGAGGGACAACAGAUAGGUCGGAGCGACUACGCGACGCCUUACUCGCCAUCCGGAGCUCGGACGUCGUCAGGGACACAAUGGCUGAUUUGAAUACUACCAUGUACGAGCCAUUCGCCCGGAUGACCUAUGCCAAAGCCAUCAAGAUCCUAACCAAACACCACGCCGUCACACCCUUCAACCACCCCCCCAUCCCUGGCCAUGGGCUCUCCCUCGAACAUGAAAAACACCUCGCCGCCGACAGACCCAUCUUCAUCACCCACUAUCCUGCGGCUAUCAAACCCUUUUACAUGCUCCCAGCUGACAAUGACACCGUGGCCUGCUUUGACCUCCUCCUUCCGUCUCUGGGCGAAAUUGCCGGCGGAUCCUUAAGGGAGCACCGAUUAUCCCACCUCGAAGCCUCCCUCCCGAGUGAGGAGUAUGCAUGGUACGCUGAUCUACGACGCUACGGGUCGAUCCCACACGGAGGCUGGGGCAUGGGCUGGGAUAGAUGGAUAAGUUGGAUCACCGGAGUAGAUAAUGUUAAAGAUGUAGUCGCUUUUCCGAGAUGGGUCGGACAUUGCAAGUAUUAA
Kockovaella imperatae is the source of this 1374-nucleotide messenger RNA. Its product is annotated as putative asparagine-tRNA ligase. Gene Ontology annotation, cellular component: mitochondrion. The coding region runs from base 1 to 1374 and encodes 457 amino acids. Gene Ontology annotation, biological process: asparaginyl-tRNA aminoacylation. The transcript is spliced from 3 exons. Lineage: Eukaryota; Fungi; Basidiomycota; Tremellomycetes; Tremellales; Cuniculitremaceae. Gene Ontology annotation, molecular function: asparagine-tRNA ligase activity; ATP binding; nucleic acid binding. The record is from RefSeq and is a predicted model, not a curated record.